AUGACACCUCACACAGCCCAGUCUACGCCGUACGAAACCACCCCGUUCCUACUAGACCCCCCCAUCCCUUCCCCAAUGCCUCAUAGCCACGACCACGACUCCUUCUUCGGCGCCCUAGGCUGCACCUUUUCCAUCGUCCUCACCGUCCUCGGCGCCGCCUACGGCACCGCCCGCUCCGCCCCCGCCAUCUUCGCCUCCGGCAUCACCCGCCCCGAUCGCAUGAUGCAAAACACCCUGUGCGCCGUCAUGGCCCAGAUCCUCGCCAUCUACGGCGUCGUCUCCUCCGUCAUCAUCUCCGGCGAUAUCCGCGAGCGCAUGGCCCUGCACACCGCGUUCCUGCAGAUGGGCGCCGGUUUGUCCGUUGGUUUGUGCGGCUUGGCUGCUGGGUUUGCUAUUGGCGUCGUGGGCGACGCGGGUGUUCGAGCGAGCACCCAGCAGCCCCGACUCUACUUUGGAAUGGUCCUCAUCCUCAUCUUCGCCGAGGUUCUUGCGCUUUACGGACUCAUUGUCACGAUUCUCAUGCUUUCUAGCUCCACCCUGAACGUCACGCAGUGCAAAUACUAA
This is a messenger RNA of Parascedosporium putredinis, 564 nucleotides long. NCBI's taxonomy places the organism in Eukaryota, Fungi, Ascomycota, Sordariomycetes, Microascales, Microascaceae. The record is from the annotation of a GenBank genome assembly.